GUCUUGAAGUCUUGCUAAAUUUUUGUUUGGUGCCAUUAGAGAUAGACAGAGAGGGUGGCUUUGUUUAUCUUUCAGCUCGUGGCGUGACCUCUGCUUUCACCUUUUUCCAGACGGCGAAGGAGGAGACGGCGGCGUUGGUGGCGGCAGCGCUGGUAAGUUCCGGCAAUGUGAAAUCCGACCACCAAGAGAUUAAUGUGAAGCCGGGUCAAGUAAUCAAGUCAGUGGGGGAGGACACGGUCUGCAAUGGCCUGUUCGAUCUAUUUUGUUUUCUCACCGAUCUCUGCAUCUUCUUAGCUCAGGUCAGAUGUUGCUUUCAAAACCUGGGAAUCGUGUGGUUAUAUUAGUCUUAGACUGAUGAAAAUAAAACCAAGAAUUGUUUUUGGGAGAAACAUUCAUCUAGGGGCUUUUUGGAAUGCAGGAGAAAAGAUGGGGGGUGCUUUUGAUUUCUUGAUUUAGUAGUAUAGAUCUUUCAUUUAGGUGGUAAGGUUUUGAUUGCCCGAUUGGUAUGAUCAGUCGGGAUGUCGUUCAAGAGCAUUGUGCGCGAGCUGAGGGAGAUGAAAGACGGGAUAGGGAGCAUGUCGAGGAGAGGGUUGGAAGGGAGGCAAUGGCGGCGGAGUAGGACGCUAUCACAUAUAGCUCCCGAUUUGGCUCAUUCUGAUCCAAUUGAGCAGGGGCGGUGGGCAAAUCUACCGCCCGAAUUGCUGUUGGAUAUAAUCCAGAGAGUUGAAGAGAGCGAGACAUCAUGGCCUGCCCGGACUGUGGUUCUGUUUUGUGCAUCGGUUUGUAAGUCGUGGAGGGAGAUCACUAAGGCCAUUGUCAAGACUCCCGAGGAAUGCGGGAGGCUAACCUUUCCCAUUUCACUUAAGCAGCCAGGACCUCGAGACCCUCCAAUCCAGUGCUUUAUCAAAAGGGAUAGAGCUACUUCGAUUUAUCGCCUCUACCUUGGUUUGACUCCAUCUGAGGACGAGAGUGACAAAUUGUUGCUGGCAGCCAAAAAGACGAGAAGGGCAACGAGCACCGACUUUGUGGUAUCGUUGGUUGCAGGUGAUUUUUCACGAGCCAGCCAUACAUAUGUCGGGAAACUGAGGUCUAACUUUCUUCGAACCAAGUUCACCAUAUACGAUAGCCAACCGCCAAACGAUGCUGCAGUUCAGCAAAACAGCCAACUGAGUCGAAGAUUUCACACCAAGCAAGUGUCUCCAAUAUUAUCUGCGUGUAAUUACAGUGUUGCCAGUAUUUCCUACGAACUCAAUGUCCUACGCACCAGAGGGCCGAGGAGAAUGCGAUGCAUAAUGCAAUCAAUUCCUUUCUCCUCGAUUCAGGAGGGGGGCACAGCUCCCACGCCAACAUCAUUCCCACAAAGCUUUGAUAGAACAUCAUCGUCCUUAACAGCUUCAAUAGAUAAAAAGCCAGCUGGUGAUUUUACGGGCUCUCUAGAGUCAGCACCACCGCCUUCUGAAGAGCCACUUACCCUAAAAAACAAGGCCCCUAGAUGGCACGAACAGUUGCAGUGCUGGUGCCUAAAUUUUAAAGGCCGGGUCACAGUGGCUUCGGUUAAAAACUUCCAACUCGUGGCUGCAGUCGACCCGUCUCACAACAUCCCAGCUGCAGAACAGGAGAAAGUGAUCCUGCAGUUUGGGAAAAUCGGGAAGGAUAUCUUCACCAUGGACUAUCGCUACCCUCUUUCCGCCUUCCAGGCUUUUGCCAUCUGCUUGAGCAGCUAUGACACGAAACUAGCCUGCGAAUGAUCUUAAUGCGGAUCGUAAAUCCUCAUCAUCUUUUGUUUUUGUUGCUGGUAACACAGUAGAGUUCUCUGUUUAUUCCCUAUAAAAGAUGCCACUGCCCAUUAAUUAUUGCUGAGAAUAAUGCUGCUUAGUAGUAAGUAGCUUCUUCAGUGUUAGUUGCUCAGAUCAAAGGAACUGCUCUUUUACUUCCCUGUUUAUUGUUGAAAUUGAGGAAUUGAGGCAGAAGCUCAAUAUAUGAAGACCAAAAGACAAAGAUGUAUAUUGAUAAUAAUACUAAUAUUUUGUUGUAUACA
This is a messenger RNA of Ipomoea nil (Japanese morning glory), 2038 nucleotides long. Its product is annotated as tubby-like F-box protein 5. The record is from RefSeq and is a predicted model, not a curated record. The coding region runs from base 519 to 1748 and encodes 409 amino acids. NCBI's taxonomy places the organism in Eukaryota, Viridiplantae, Streptophyta, Magnoliopsida, Solanales, Convolvulaceae. Gene Ontology annotation, molecular function: protein binding. The transcript has 6 exons.